AUGUCUAAACCACUAUCAAAGAUAACAACUUCCUAUAAUGGUGAUAUUAUUCAUUUAGGUGAACAAUCAUUUCAUAGAGAAGAGUUGAUGAACGCAUUUGGGGGGUUUCUAAAUCCUGGUAUUUCUCAUAAAUCUCAAAACAGGAUUGCCAACCCUGUCCCAUUAGGAUUGGCAACUUUCUCGUUCUGUGUUUUAUUUAUUUCUUUAGUGAAUGCUCAAGUGAGAGGUGUUACAAAUGUUAAUAUUGUCAUUGGUGCAUCGUUUUUCUUUGGUGGUGUUAUUGAGUUAAUUGCCGGUGUUAUUGCUUUGUUUUUGGAAAACACCUUUGCUGGUGUUGUUUUGGCCGGCUACGCAGGCUUUUGGUUAAGUUAUGCUCCAAUUCUCACAGAUUCGUUUGGAAUCAGAUCAAGCUACGAAACAGAGGAAGAAUUUAAUAACGCAAUGGGCUUUUUUUUGACUGGAUGGAUGAUUUUCUCUUUUCUUUUGUUAUUAUGCACUUUAAAAGCUGAUUGGGGUUUCUUUUUGUUGUUUGUCUUUAUCAACCUCUUUGUUUUAAUGUUGACAAUUGGUACCUUUACAGGAAAUGUUAAUGUCACUAAAGCUGGUGGAUAUUUGGGAAUAAUUGCUUCUUGCAUUGGGUGGUAUAACAUGUAUUCUGGUAUUGCAAAUGAUCAAAAUACUUACUUUCACUUUAAACCAAUUCCAAUGCCCCAUGCUCCAACUAUUUAG
Messenger RNA from Ascoidea rubescens DSM 1968, 729 nucleotides. RefSeq names its product acetate uptake transporter family protein. NCBI's taxonomy places the organism in Eukaryota, Fungi, Ascomycota, Saccharomycetes, Ascoideales, Ascoideaceae. Gene Ontology annotation, molecular function: acetate transmembrane transporter activity. The coding region runs from base 1 to 729 and encodes 242 amino acids. The transcript has a single exon. The record is from RefSeq and is a predicted model, not a curated record. Gene Ontology annotation, cellular component: plasma membrane.